UUUGCAGUGGUGGAGAAGAAGGCAUACGUCAUAUUCACAAUGGCGGAGACAGGGUGAGGAGGAGAGUGUGUUAGUGAAGCGGCGCAGUAAGCAACUACAUUGCCCGCGAAAGACGCGCACGGUGCCCGAAAAAUGUCCCUGAACUCCAAAGUGGAGAGAAAAACGGACAUACAGUGUCUGAAGACCGGCGAGUUCGACGUCGAGAGCGGCGAUAGCAAGAAAAAUUCGUUGUCAGCCGCCAUCUCGGCCACAUCCAACCAAAAUGGCGAUCAGACUGGAUGUGAAGACGGUAUAAUGCCCGAACAAGAAGCCUCUGAGCGGCGGAGGAGCGGGCAGACGGACUCAAGAAGCUCCAAUAAUUCACCGUUACCCGGCCAGAAACCGGCUGAACAGUUGCCAAGAAGAAAUUUUCAGAUCCCGAGGAAGAUCAAGGAACGGAAAGGUUGUGCCCUUUCUCUACUAUUUCCAACAGAGGCUGCCUUGUGUUUCAGAAUUGAAGUGCAGCAUGUUGCAAACCCGCGUUCCCUACCGGCUGAAUUUAGAUUAUUGACAUGGAUAAAUGUGAUCCAUAUGCAGAUGGUAGCUAGUUUUAUUGCGCGCAAAACUCGUUAUUGCCUUUGCCAAGGUAAUAUCGGUUCCCCUACUUUCGGUCAUCAUUGCAGGUAAGUUUCGGCCCCAGGCGAGAGGAGGGAAGCACGUGAAGAGACGCUGCCCAUCUUGCCUGAUUAAUCAGACUGAAAAGGGAGUGACUAUACAGACACGCCUGGUGGGCAAAAUUGAUGACGAAUGUCGCGCAGCGAGAGUUGAGUGGGGACGAACGGAUUCGGUUCAGUCAGUCUUCCUAAUGAGCCCUCCCCCAGCUAGCUAGUUUAUUAUGCUUGUGGCUAGAAACUUAAGCGAGUGUUCAGAAUCAUUCAGGUUUUGUCAGAGUAUUUGUAAUAAAUACAAUUAAAAAUAGAUGAUAAAGCGAAAAUCCACUCAAACUAUCUUAAAAAAUAAAAAAAUACAUUAGUCCAUUGUUGAUACUGUCCCACAAUGUUUUGCAUAUCAGCAGUCAGGUUUUCAAGAUAUUUGACUUUCAAGAAGCAAAGUGUCACUUUAGUAGUUGUACAUUUUUGGUGAAAAUCACUCAAAUAAAUGUGCUUUAGCUGUUACCCUGGCCUGAGAGAAAAAUUGUCAGUUUUAGAGCAAAUUUCCAGCAAUUCUACAGAUUUUGCCAUAGGGUGGAAGAGUGACUAACAAAAUCAAUGGGGGCCCCACGGUCAGAAUUCCACCGUUAUUACUACAAGUUUAGAGAGCUGGCUAGACUAACUUACCAAUCUAAAAAAAAAUUGCUGACCUGGGCCAAUUGAGUGACUGACAUAAGAGGAACUGCUGAUGCACAACCACAUUUCGAAAUUGCACCAUAUAUAUUUUACUAUUCUAACUCUCAACAGUAAUAUCAAACCACGACUGAGUUCCUAAUUUAUAAAAAAAAAAAAUCACGAGUUGCCCAUCCCUGAUCUAGCUUUUUUCCACUCCUUACUGCAGGACAGCAAUGCCCGGCAAGCGGGUGCAACCUCUCCCCAUUGGGCAGUAAACUGUAUCACGGUGACAUCCAGAUGGUUACUAACAUUUAUCAUGUAGGCUGCUAUUCCACUCUAAAUAAAAUCAAGUGGGAUGGAACAAAUUUGCCACAUACGCCAUCAAUUUGGGCAACAGGCGUGUCCGUAUAGCCUCUCUCGACUGAUACAUAAUGGCGAAUGUGCAUAAAGAUGGCAGAAUUCAGAUAUGUCAUUGUUUUAGCUCUAUCUACUGAGUUUUUAAACUAUGACGUGCGAUAUGGUUCAAUGUGCCAAUAAAUCAGCACAAUCUACUUUUUAGAUUUUCAAAUUGCCAGUGUCUUGAAGCUAAAAUUGUGAUCAUGUAUACUCUGCUAUUGACCAUACAAAAGAGUAACAGAGAACUUAGCAAAACAAGGAAUUUGUGCAAAGUGAAUGGAGGCCGCCAUCUUUCAGCACUUCCGCUAUCGAAUUUGUAUACGGUCUGAAACAUAGGAGUGCAAAAUGGUGGAAAUGUUCCUUACAAGCCAGAAUUUUUAAUAAAAUGUGGUUGGACCUUCAGCUGCACAUGCAAAAGCAUGUAAACAUUCUGGCUUGUAAGGAACAAUUCCAUGAUUUUGCACACCUAUGGUUCAGGCUGUAUACCAAUUUAAUUGUGUAUCACAGUCUGCUUAAUCAGGCAACUGCCCAUCAAGCCUCUAUAUUCCUUGGGUCUACAUGGAGGCUCAUGUGGAGAGUGAAAUUAGUUGCGAUGGUAUUCAGCCGAGGACCCAUUUCUGAAGGCUUUUUGGUGGAAAAUGACUAUAGUAGUAAAGUCCACUCGGUUGCACAAACACCACACCUAUCUAGACUGGUUACCAUGGCCCUUCAAUGAAGCUCCAAAGAUAGUCAGCCGUCAUCCCUUAUCUUCACAGAUUUUAUACAGAUUAUGGAAGACAAGGCCAGGCUCCAAUUUUAUUCCUGUGCUCACUCGAAAUAGUGAACCCAUUGGUAAUCCAGGAGUGUAGCCACUCGAAGAAGCUGCCAAGAACUGGUUUGGUAUUAGCUAGCUAUUUAGGCUAGUUCAUUCUUCAGAUAGGUUACUGUGCUGUUCUUGGCUUUUACAUAAACUUUUUUUGGCGUCAGCAUGCUUCAGUUUGGCUGGCGCUUAGCCGAACCGAACGAGUGUGCUCGCGUACUCCCUUAAAAUACAUUUGUUUGAAAAACGUCCAUAGUACUGUUUGUCAAUUUUGAGACGCCGUAGCCAAAAUAGUCAGAAUUAAUCUACGAUAUCUCAAGAAAUCUGUCAUUAAUUUUGAGCUGUUUGCCAAGGAGAUCUUAGUCACGCAAUUGUAGAUCUAACUAAGAUGUUUGGUGCAGUAUUUCUCAAUGAAAAAAUGUGCAUGACAACGGACUUUAUUGAAGAAUCCCUACUGUUGACCAAUCACCGACAAAGGGGCGUAAACUUUGGUUUGCCUCCAGAAAAAAUGUCUAGUGCCCGAACAGCCGACAUAACCUCGCCGAAGUCCAAAAAUAAUAAAAACGUCACAAAAUGUCAUCAUAAUAUAUGCACAAAUUCCUCCGAAUUUUUCCAGCUGGGAAUCAUGCGGACGCCUUUAGAUUACUCCUAUGCAAUGGACACAACCAUGGGCAGUGGAGGCCUGUUUUGUCAUGGGCCCACUACUUGGAUUGUCAUCGGAAAGAGCCUUCUAGCUAUGCAAUGGUGCUCGCUAUAUUCACAGGUUGCAUGUGUUUGGUUUCGUAGUUGGGGAGAUGCAGAAUUAUGAUGGCACAGCCUGCAUGCAAAGUACAAUCCAUCAUACAAGUUGCUCUCAUGGGCAUAUGGCUACAUGAAGUCUCAUUUGAUGUUGGCUCUAGAAUCUGGCGUAUUGGUUGACGGAUAUGAUGUCCCAUGCAUUAUGUGACUUUAAAUAGCCAAUUAACCAAUCGUUUUAGAUGUUCCAGUUUCUUAGUGUGAUGCCAGCUCUGUUGAAAAAAUAUUGCAUCAUCAGAAUUGAGCACAAAGUACAUUGAGAGAACGUUGCCCUUUUUGCAUAAAUAUGGAAUAUAGGGUGGUAGGGUCAUUUGGUGACCUGAUGAAGAUAGGGAAUUGCUAUUGGUAGUGGUCCGCAUUACAGUGCAGCCCCAUCCUAUCACUCUUUUCAAUGGCAACCAUUUGGGAAAGUGAAGCUCUUUAGUGUACUAACCAUCUUGUAUAGUUGGGGUAUGUAUGUUGAUGUUUUGAUAUGUUGUCUAUCAUACUGACCUCAUGUUCUGUGAACAUCUGAGUUGUGGUCAAUUCAAUGUCCAUUGGACAUGGACAUUCCUCAUAGCAAUGACGUUCAAUUUUAGAAUAGGACGGAAUCAAUUGACCCCAACUCUGGAUCCCAAAUGCCAUUUUUUAUGUUCCCAAUUAAGAUAUUAUUUGCCCAAUGCCAUUUUCCAUACCUGGCAAUUUAUUAAACCCCUCAUCAAAUCAAAUGUUAUUUGACACAUGCUUCGUAAACAACAGGUGUAGACACUGAAAUGCUUACUUACGAGUCCUUUACCAACAAAUAAUUAAAGAUAAAAUAGAAAUAGUGACACAAGGAAUAAUGUAAAACCACAAAGACUAACAAAGAGCAAAAAUAACAUGGCUAUAUACAGGGAGUACCAGUACUGAGUCGAUAUGCAAGGGUACGAGGUUAUUGAGGUACUUAUGUACAUAUAGGUAGGAGUAAAGUAACUAGGCAAUGGGAUGGAUGGAGUGUAUGUGGAGCAGAAGCAGCCGUGUAUGUGGUGAGUGUGAAAGUGUGUGUGGCGUCUGUAUGCAUGUGUGCGCGUGUUAUGUGUGUGGGCGUAUGUAGUGUGUGUGGUGUGUCAUUGUAGGGAAAUGAAGUUCAUCCUGAUAUGCUGCAUAGCUUCCAAGCAUUACUCACACAACACCUCCUCCACAACCCUUAUGUGCCCAAUUCCAGAUUGAUCCUCUAGGCACUUGUGUAGAUAUGAAAGGAUUCAAAGGUAUAAGCAAGAUGGAGAACAGAAAUGCUAAUACCUAUCUAAUCUCUUGAAAUCUCCAUAAAGUGCUUAGAUGUAGGGGCAAGCUGUUUUUAUAGAAUUCGACAAUGCUAUUCCCCAAAAAGAGUGAAGGGGAUUCUGUAAAGAACUGUAAUUACAGUGUGAAACACGUCUGCCCCCUCUUAAACACAUUUACUAAUCCCUUUUGACAGUUUAAACUGACCAGAUACCCAGAAAGUAGGCUAUUGAGUGCUUAAAAAGUAACAAUGCUUACAAAUUAACAACGUCAUCCCUGUUCUACGUUGUGCCAAUCACAUCCCUGAUACUAAUCUGCUGUUUCUCUCUUCCCUGUAGGCCUGUACCAGUUUCUGCCCCCUGACUCCCGGGAGUUUGAGGGCCUUAUGAAGAUCCUGUCCUCCUUCUACCUGGAUGCAUCAUCCAGAGGGACAUUUUCCUACAGCAAGGCCAGGCUCAUUCACAAUGAGCUUCUAGAAAAAGAGGUAGCAUCAACAAGCACCCCCCCCCCCCCCCCCCCCCCCCAGCUGAUCAGUCAGCCUCUGUUGUCAAUAUCUGUUAUCACUUUAGUAACAGCUCCACUUCAUAAUGUUCAAACAAAACAAAACACAUUACCCACGGCUGAUAUUGUCCCCAGACUGGCCCAAAACACUAAUUGAUAGUUUAGCACGACCAACGACAAAUACGCACUUCAUACCUCAUUGACAUUGACCCACCCACAAAACCAGUGUCCCCUUUAUAUUGUUCUGCUUGCAUCUUUUCUCAUGAUGCCAUCUUUUUGCGUGUGUGUGCCAGUUCAUUGAGAAGAGGAGGGAGCUAAAGCAGGAGGGCCGUACAGACCCAGAGUUGGUGGAGUCCUACUGCUUCCUGUUCCCAGACAAGUCGAAGGUGAGCCUGAGGGCCUGCCUGCCUCUCCAGGGGGUGUGGUACAGCUCGUUGAUCUACUACUCUGAUCGGAUGUUGCUGCUACAGUGAAGUCCAGCUCAUUGGAUUAUGCAUUAGGCCUACAAUCUGAGCUUUGCUGCUUUGGAAACCAGUGUUUUCUCUUUUUUGACUUACAAGUUGUGAAUUGCUUUUUCCAGCUCCCGUGGAUUUGUGAGAAGGGUCUGUCUGUGGGACACUCAAGGAUCACUACACUAGGAAAUUCAGCAAUGGGUGAGUGUGUGUGCACUUACUACCAAAUGUCAUCCAUUAAAUUGUUUUUAGGGAGAGUUUGCAAAUGUCAAAUUUUGUGCUGUUCACCUUCUAAGGAUUGGACUCAGGAAGGAUAGCUUUUCUCGCUAAUGCACUUGUCAAACUGUUAGAUGUUUUUGGGCCUGGUGUAUGUCAGUUCGAAAUUGAUCUGCUUCUCAACAUCAAGUUUAAUGUUUAAUGACUCUGUAAUUGAGGAAAAGCUGUAUGCCUCAGCACAGUAUGGGCAGCUUUAUCCACUGAGUCACUUUAACUCUACCCACAUGUACAUAUUACCUCAACUAGCCGGUGCCCCCGCACAUUGACAAUGCAACGGUACCCCCCUGUAUAUAUAGCCUCCCUACUGUCACUUUAUUUUACUGUAUAUUAGCCUCACUGUCACUUUUUUACUGUACUAUAAGCCUCACUGUCACUCAUUAUUUUACUUUCUGCUUUUCUCUCAACACUUUUUGUUUGUUUUAUUCUACUUUUGUUGUAAAAUAAUGCAACUGUUGGUUAAGGCUAAAGUAAGCAUUUCACUGUAAUGUCUGCACCUGUUGUAUUCGGCGCAUGUGACCAAUAAAAUUUGAUUUGAUUUGAUGGACAGCUUAGCAUUUCUACCAGAUACAGCUACAUGAGAAGAUACACAAUACAUGGCCUAGCAACAGCUGAGUAUGGUGGAAAUAAUAAUUACAAUACAUAAACUACGCUGCCUCAAACCUCAUCAUAAAAUAUUAGCCCACACAUAGAAUUAGAUUUGCCAAAAGUUAGUUGUCUAUGAAUUGUUAGUUUGUGCUUGACAUUACUUUUGUUAUGUCAUUUCAGGUGUUUAUCUGUCCAAAUUCUCUGAUUUGCUGCAAAUGAACCCGUUUGAAGCAGGCACCUGUGGAGACAUUGUCAUAUUUAAAGUCAUGAGGGUAAAUACAUCUCCUAUCGCACUCAUUAUGGACACAACUGAAACAAUAUGUAUCUUACGAAUACCUAGAAAAUAGUUGCUUACAUUGCUACAGCCUAGCACUGGCGUUGUUGCGUGCAUCCAACAUAUACCAGCCUGUAUACCACACCAGUCUAAAUCAUCUGUAACCCAGUAAGUGUGUUUGUCCCUCAGGGCCGGCUGAAGAGCAUCUUUGAGAACAUGCCUAAGAGUGUCCUGGACCCCACGCCCAAGUUUGACUGUCACGUCUCCAAGAACGCCACACGGGUCACCUCCCUGCUGUCGUACCGGGCCUUUGAGCUCACGCAGCAGUAUUUCUAUGAGUUUGCUUUUGAUGAGAUCAAGUCUCGGCCCAGGCAUGUGUGUCCAUAUGCUGUGGUGUCCUUCCAGUACAAAGGCAAGGAGUCCGCUGCUGCACCUAUGGCUGCACACAGGUUCAACAGCACUGUCUGUGAAGGAGGAAGCAGAAGUACGCUCCCAUUUCUGCUUUUUCACAUUAUCUCUCUGCGUUAGUGUGUUUGUACUGAAGGAUUUAGUAAUUGUAGAGGUAAAAGUAUUGUAUUGAAGUAGGAUUUGUAGCAUUUAGUUUGAUAGCUAGCUUGUAUGUUUGGCCGACUAUGUCCAUAUUUGACCUGUGACUGGUGACUCGGGCCAUUGUUUCUAUUGCAAAUGUAAAGUGUUUUGAAUGCACUUAAAAUAAAGUUUGAUUUGCCUGUUAGGGUGGAGUAGCUACACUGUGUGGAGUGGGCCACUGGUGAAUAAGGGACAGGAGGUGUGCCAGGUGUCUCUGCGCUCCUCAACACGCCAUUUCCUCCCUUUCAAACUGUGAGUACCCCUUUUUAUUAUCCAUACACAUGUAUUCAUCUCUAUAACUAAAACAUGGCUAUGGUAGUAAUUCAUAGUUAAUAAACAUGUAUGAGUUAUCUAAUAAGUAGAUGAACUGGUGUGUGUUCCAUCUGCAGAGCGGAGAAGUUGGAGAUGAGUAUGGGGAUGCAGCUGGACCAGGUGAAGAGGAGGAUUCCCUCUGUUCUGUUUUCCUGGGACACCUACAGCAGAACACGAGAAGGUCAGAAACACUCCGCACCUCUAUAGCCUUACUCCUAGUCUGGCUCAUCUAUUCUCUGACGAAGACAGCAGUACAUAGGCAUAGAUGCUAGAGAACAGGGUUGUCAAACAAAUUUUGCCCCGGGGGCCUCAUUUGGUCUUCAACGAGGUCCAGAAAGGCCGCACUGAAAAUGUGUUAUAUUUCCUUGCCAUCAACAUUUAAAAGACAUUGUCCUCUGUCCAUCAUUCUUGGAAUUUUCGAUGCUCCCUGAUUGUCUAGCUUUCAUUUCGGUGAUUAUUAGUGAGCUGGACACAGUCAAGAAACGAUGGCCCAUUAUCAUAUCUGCACAGUUUCAAUUUGGUUUGAGUCAUUGUUUGACACCCCUGCUAUAGAAUGACUACAGCAACAACAACACUGAAUCUGACUAACAACAAUGUAAUCUUGAAAUCACUGUGUGGGUGUGUUUUCUUUAUGUACAUUUUUUCUAUGGAGUCGGCCUUGUUCUGAGCAAAAAUGUGUGUUUCAGUGCUAAAGUGUGGGAUGUACUGCAGCCUGUUUGAGGUGGUGGAUGCAAAGGGCAAGGCAAGCAGCAGCACUUUAUCAGGACUCAUACACAAACUGGAGAGAGAGAGGAUGGUGAGUCACUCCCUGACUGUCCCUCUGGAAGAUGUUUAAUGAAGAUCGAGAAGACUGAAUUGUAUAUUUAGAAUUCGCAUAAAUGUGCCUUGCAUCAGCAAAAAAUCCUUAACAGGACAUAAAAAGAACAACUGACGUAGAGAGGGUUUGGGACUGUUCAGGGGACUACACAAGUGAUGAAAAAACAUCACGUCACAGUUGAACGAUUACACAUCAAGACUAGAAAAGGAGUGGGGAGGGGGAUGCGGGGGGUGGAUCACAGUGUCAUACACUACACCCUCCCAGUCUUCCAUUUGGUCCCCCAUGACGUUUGAAAUGUAGAGCAGCUAAAUUGUUGAAUUCCCUAGAAAGGCUGUCAUUUGUUUCCCAUAUGUUUUUAAUCGGUAGAGCUAAUGAGAAUCAGGGAAUUCCAAUGCCAUAACGUUAUGUCAAGGAUAGUGUUGCACAGCUGCAGUGUAUGUAUGUAAAGUGUUUGUUUAGAUGUAGUGAAUGUUAAUGUCUCCUUGCCUCCCCUGUGUAGGUGCUAGUGAAGCCUUUAGUUGACAAAGGCUUUCUCUUCCUCCUGUCAUCUACUCAGAUGGUCAAUCCCAAGGGUACGUCCUGUCUAUUUCUCUUUCGUUCGCACCUCUCAUUUCUCCACUGGUCUCGCAUGUUGUUGUUUGUGUGGGUUAUUACUGAGGAAGUUGUUUUGUGUGUUCUAGAACGUCAGGGGCGGUUUGAAAAGAGCCUGCAGGCACUGUUUGUCUUUCAGGAGUCCAGGGGAGUCAUUAAGUACAGUAAGUAUUCUAAAAGAUCCUUCCUCAAACCACAGUUGCAGCUUAUUUUUUCCUUGAGAUAUGUGAUUUCUAGUAAGAGCCUUUUAUGUGCACCUUAUGAACUUUUAACCACUACCUCCAUUGACCAUGUCCCUGUUGUCAUCCUUCCCCCAGAGCAGGAGCCCCUGUCAUCCGAUCCUCAGCUCCCCCUCCUGGUCUCCAUGGAACCCUUCAUCCCAGCCCUGCACUACGCCCUGCUCAAGAUGCGCUCCGCCCCCGACAACAAGCACCUCAGCACCGGGGUGGAGCGCCAGGCCCUAGACUACCUGACCAGGAGGGACAGCGGCCGGGCCUUCCUUGUCCCAGAGUACCAACAGAACCUGGACGAGAGGGGUAACAUGCACCCCGCGCCCCGUCCCAAAUCCAACAUGGAGGGCCUGCUACGCUCCUACCUGCAUGGCCCCUCCUCGGCCUAUGUCCUCCCCAUGGUCAAGGCCAGGGACAUGAUGGACAGGAUCAACCAGCCCCCGCCUGCCCCGGCCCCCACCACCACAGACUACAGCCCUGUGUCAGACUGGGGGGGCUCAGGAGGGUCGGACAGACCAGAGAGGCAUCCUCCAGAGAGCAGUAGCAGUAGGAGGAGAGGGGGGCCUACCCAGGCCCAUUCUAACGGGGCUGCAGCAGGGACAGGGGCCCCACCCCAAAGGUCCAGGCUAGCCCAGAGUGAGUAUGAUAAGGACAAGAUGAAACAGCUUCUGAAGCUGAUCCAGCUGCAUAAGAAGGCCCUGGUGAAGGAGCCAGGGGGGAAGGAGAGGGCUGAGGGGGGUGACGACGGGGGCUGGGAGGGCCCCCACGGCCUGAAGAGGAAACUAGAGGAGGACGAAUCAGGGGCCAUGUAUAAAUACCUACGGGGAGCCCACUUCAGCAACGGAGAGCCCAGUAGAGGUGAGACUGUGACGUGUGUUUGUGUGAGAGAGAGGGAUGGUGUGGGAGGGAACAAAAGGUUGUAUGAGAGAAUGAAUGAGUGAGUUGGCGUGGGAGAGAGUGAUAGGCUGGUGUCGGUGUGGGCAAGACUGGAAGAAUAAGGGAAAGAACAAGUGUGGGAGGGAGACAUACGUUUGAGAGGGAGUAGGGACUGAGCAAGUUAUAAUUGUAGUGUUUUAACAUUCAUACGCCAACCAAAGAGAAAAUAUUGACUUCAUGUUCUGAUUUAACAUUUAAAACUAGGCCUAUAUAAUCAAUAAUAUCCUUUCUAACCUUGCCGUGUGUGUACUGUAGAAGCCUACCUUAUAAGCCUGGUAAGCAAGGCUACAUCCAUCCUAACCCCACUGUCUGUCCUCCCAGUAGCCCAGGGGGAGGAGGGGGAGGGUGGGAACUACAACCUGGCAGCAGUAAUGGAGAGUAUGGGGAUCUACGACACUAACCUGAGGGACAGGGGCAACUCCUCCCAGGCCUCCUCGUCCAACGAGACCCAGCGCCUGCUCAAGAUCCUGCUCUCAACCCUCAACAAGGCCAUGGCCCAGGGUGCUGCCGCCGCCGCCGACCUGCCCGACCAAGGGGAGCCCGCCACGGGCACGGCCAGCGCGGAGAAGCCCCUGGCUGGAGCGCCGUACGCAGGGCGAGUGGAGCAGGCCCGACAGGACUACCUGGAGGUGAGACGUGUGUGUGUGUGAGAAAAAAUGAAGUACGGACUCAGACAUUUUGAAUGGAAUGAAUCAUCUGGUGUUGUGAUGGAGUAUUGUGACUAACCACAGUGGUGUUGUUGUUUGUUUAGGAGCAGAUGGUGAGCAGUCUGGCCAGUCCCUUCAGCCCCGGCUCUCCAGGAGAACAACCCCACACCUCAGAAAACCCACCACUCACCUUGGAGCUGGCCUCUCACACAGACAAACCUAUCCCCUUCCUUGAUGCUCUGAAUGACGGCCACCUGGAGCAGAGGGGAGGUCUGGGGGGGUGUGAGAGAGGUCCGAGUGGCGCCUCCCUUGAGCGGGAGACUGUUACGAGGGAAGCCUCUCUAGAGAGCAUAGCCAGGGGGGCUUCCUUGGAGAGGGCUCUGAGGGGAGCCCCUCUGGAAAGGGACAAGGUUCUUAGAGGAGCCUCCCUGGAAAGUGAGGGGGUAGCCAGGGGCACCUCCCUAGAGAGGGACAGCAGGGUAGAGAGGCCAGCCAGGACAUCCAGCACUCUGGACACCAUCGUUAGCCAGGAGCUCCACUGCCUCUCCAACUCCAUCCAGGGCCUCAUGGAGACCCAGAGGAUCUACUACAACUCCCAGCUGUCCCCACGGCUGCCCCCGCGCCACACCUGGCAGCCCAACAGCUCCUUCUCAGACUUUGUGGCACCCUAUGUCGUGUCUGUCCCUGUCCAGGGCCACGUCAACACCCUGUGUGAGAGGAUGGGCCGACUGGUGGCCAAACCCUGCCACACUGACUCUGCUAAAGCACCUGGGGCUCGUUCUACCCUCUGUGCUCCCCCCACUGCUGUGCCACCCCCUCCACAUGGCCUCACCCCCGCCCCUCCCAUGCCCUCUCUCCCUCCCCCUCCUCAUCACAUCCACCCCACCCCUCCCCCUCCUAUUCGCUCUCUCCCUCCCCCACCCCAUUCCCUCACUUCCAUACCUCCCCUUCCCCCCAUCCCUCACCUUCCACCCCCACCUGCCCUUGUCCACUCCCCUGCACCCAUCACGUCCCCCACCCCCAAGCAUGUCCCCAAAACCAAAGCACAGCCCCCUCAGGAUAAGAGCGCCUCUUCCUCCCAGAGCCGGCACAAACUGGGCACGGUCAAACAGCCACACAAGACCCCCUCCGCAGCACAGAAGCCCUCCAUGAAGAGGAAGUUCGAGCCAUCUGCCUCAGAGUGUGAGAUCUACUCCCCCUCCCAGGCCACCAUGGGCUCCCCAGAAUGCACCUCCACCCGGCCUAAACAAGCCCCUCUCACAGCCCCCUCUCCUCUGACCCCGGCCUCAGCCGCUGGACUACUGAUAGGCCAGCUGAAGCCUGAGGUGUUCAGCAGCCUGGUGGAGAUCUUCAAGGACGUGCAGAAGAACACGGUCAAGUUCUACAUCCACUCUGGAGAUAAGGAGGAGGAGAGUGACAUCUGUGUGGAGAUCAAGGUACUGUAGGCCUCGGUUAUGAUUAGCACUCAUGUUGUCAAUGUUUGCCCACAGAUUAACUCCUUCUCAUCAAUGAUUUGAGCUAACUUUUCACCAAUACCUUUAUCCAAGCUUUCCCGGUCACAGGCGCUGAAUUAUCCUCUGUAAAUAUCGCAGAUGAGUGUUUUUCAUCAUGAAUGUUGUUCUGGGGGCAGCUCUGCAGAGAGGCUACUUGCUGGCACAGCUACAGUCAUAGAUUAAGGUUUUAAACCUAACCGUAACCACACUGCUAACCCUAAAGCCUAACCCUAACCUUAAAUUAAGACCAAAAAGUGAAUUUUUGUUUUCAUGAAUUUUUACAAUAUAACCAAUUUUGACUUUGCAGCUGGCCCAUCUAGCGGAAACUGCUAAUUUCUGCCUCCAGGACAAGACUCGUCCCAAUAAAUGUCAACCUGCGUCAUUAUCUGCACUGUGAAGGGUCACUCAGUGGCUUGCUUUUCAGAGUUCCCUCAUGUUGUUGAUCUACAAACAUCAUUAAACUAACUUUGUCCUCUGGAAGACGAGGAGAGUCACACUUCAUUGUAUUCUCCUUGUUUUACUGCAGAACACUACUGUGAUAAAAAACAACAGUUUACAAUAUUGCACGACUCUUUCACUAGUCCCCUUAUCUUCAUGACCUCUCAAUCUGCACCUUGUCAAUUUGGUAUUUUGCUCUGGUUCUAAACCCCCUCUUUCUGUCUCUCUCACUGUGACAGGAGUACUUGAUGAGCCUGGGCAACACAGAGUGUAACCCCCAGACAUUCCUGGAGAAAAACAGCAGUCUGGAUAAGCUGCUCAUCAUCAUUCAGAACGAGGACAUCUCUUCCCACGUUAACAAGGUAACAUCAUUAUCGGCUGGCUGACCCGCUGACUGACUUACUGAUUGACUGGCUGGUUCCUAGGAUGAGUCAUCAUCGCCACGGCACCAGACAGAAUGUCUGUCCAGAGAGAAUUCUCGUUAGCCCCCCAGAAAAUAUCUGAAAUAAUGUAAUUCUAAUUGGACCUGUGGAAUUGAUUUUAAAUCCAACCGAAAACAUGGAUGCAGCACAGAGAAACAUAUUGUAAUUAAUUGAAUAUGUAGACAGAGCUGGAAUACAUGAUCCUCGCGGCAACUUGUCUAGCCAUGGUCAUCACCUCUGUCUCACACAAAUGUCAAUGUUAAGUGUUGAGGAUGAAUUUAAAGCUGUAUGUAUGUGUGUCAUAUUUAAUGAUUUAUUCUGAACCCUUCCCCCUGUCAGAUCCCAGCCCUGGUGUCGUUGAAGAAGCUGUCUAUGGUGAGCUUUGCUGGAGUGGACAGUCUGGACGAUGUGAAGAACCACACCUACAACGAGCUCUUCGUCUCCGGAGGAUUCAUCGUAUCUGACGAGUUUGUCCUCAACCCAGACUUCAUAACGCACGGUGAGCCGCCUAAAUUAGUCUCCGCAACUCUCCUCAACAGUCAUUGUGAUGCGUGGGAUCCACGUGUGAAUAUCUUGGGUUUUCAGUCACCGUUCCUUUCUAUGAAGCUGGAUAAAUGCCAUCAUUACAGGGGAAAUGUUGUAAUAACAUGCAGCUACACUAUAUACUCAUUAGAAACAGUAUUUGGCCAGUUUUAUUUUCAUUAGAAUUCCAAUGUUGCUUUAUGUACCAUGCAGCUGUAAUUACAUUCUGGUUAGUAAAGUGCUCAUAGAUUGACUACAGAGCAGAAUGGCAUAAGCCAUGUGGUUUUUGUCAUACAUUUAUGGAAAGGGAAAAUACUGAACUCUCAUGACGACAGGUCAUUUAUGUGGGGGAUCAGUACAAGUAUAAAGUGUUGUGUGUUAAUGUGUUUCCUGUACAGAUCAGUAAUAUGUUGUGUAUUAUUGUGUUUCCUGUGCAGACCGGUUGCAGGCAUUCCUGGGGUUCCUAGAGGAGCAGAGCUCUCCAGAGAACCCCUGGCAUUGGAAGAUCCACUGUAAGUCCCAGAAGAAACUCAAAGAGCUGGGCAGGUCAGUAAUUACCUCCACUAUUACCAUUCAGCAUGGCCAUCUACAUAGACCUCUGUCAAGCCAUUCAGUAACAACGUCCAUCCCAUACAAAGACUGGCAAGGAAGUCUAUCAACCAAUAGGGAACGUCUCUGGGAGGUUCAAAGUAGUAGGAGUAGUGGUGACUGUUUUACAAGGCAAAAAUACAAAAACAGACAUUCUAGUCUCAAUGUAAACAUAGGACAUGAUAUCAUGCUCUCAUCAAUACCUUUGUGGGUUUGUUUUGUCUUAUGUGUUCAGACUGUUUUAUUAACAGACAUCCCCACCCCCUCCCUCCUCUCAUAGGUUAAACAGUGAUGUCAUGGCUCUUCUGAACCUGCUGACAGCCUAUCAGAAGAAGCACCUGGUGGAGUUCCUGCCUUACCACGAGUGUGACGCCCAAUCACGUCAGGCCCCUGAUCUAGACUGCCUGGUCAAGCUCCAGGCUAACCACACCCAGCACCGCCAUAUCAUCUUCCUCACAGGUACCACCAUCAUCGUUUUCACACCAUUAUCAUCCUCUUCCUCCUCACUCACUGUGCUUUGAGACUAUCAUUCCAUCUCUCUGGAAGGCAUUUUUCAGUUUUUUUUGUUUGUAAACCAGAAUAUUUACUUUUUCAAUUGAGCACCCUUCUUUUGUUGUUUGCCCCUCCAGAGAGACGGUUUGAGAUGUUCCUGCAGUACUCCAGGAACGGCAUAGUGAUCGCCAACAUCGAUGACAUCAUGACAAGUUUCCACAGCCUGAUUGGCUCCAGCGAUCAGAACGAGCUGCCCACACCGCCCUCUACUGGUGGGUAUCAUGAACAACGACUUAACAAUUAAAAUGCAUAAUUAUUUGUAAUGGCAAGAUAAUUGUGUCCAAAAUGUAAUUUUUUUUGGCCAAAUGUUUUACUUGAAUGUAUCUAUAACCUUUUCCCCUUUCUUUCUCUUCCCCUUGUCUCCCCUCUCCUCUCACUUUUUCUCCCCCUCUACUCCUCUCUCAGUAGUGCAUGACGAGUGUGUAGAAGAGGAAGAUAUGUCGCUGGACUCUGAUGAUGACACCCACAACCAGGUUAUCGCCGAGCCCCCUGCCCAAAGCCAGGACGGGGGAGCAGGAGGGGGCAUGGGGGACCCGACCCAGCAGCCCCCCUUACCCGAGUCAGACAAUUUCCGCCCCCCUCUUCCCGACCAGCUCAACACCCCCGGCCGACACACACCCUCCUCCCUCUCCUACUCCAGCGGCACCCCCAACCUGUCCGACUUCGCUGCUCUCAAAUCAGCCAUCUCCCAGUUCAAAGCCUCUAACCAGGUUGGGAGGGCAGGCUUGGCGGACAUAGGCAGCACUUCGCCAGGAGGGUUUGCUGUCAACCCCCACCAGAGCUUCCUGUGUCCCUCCACCCAGUGGGUAUCCUACUCUGGCUCCUCCGGCUAUGCGGCCUCCCCGGCCUACCCUGCCUCGCCCUGCAGCAGCACCCAAGAACAGGACUACAGACACCCAGCCACAGUACCUACUACAGCCCUAGGCUCCACUCUCACCACAGGGCCUCUGACCAGCCAGGUCCCCCUCACCCUACUAGACAUCCCCCAGCCUCUCCCUCCUCCACAUCUCAUGUUGGGUGGGACUCAGUCGUUUAGCCUGCCUGGCUCUGAUACUGGAGCAGUAGGGGUUGGUGUUGGAGCAUCCUUCUCUAUAGCCAGCAGCACUAGCACUCUGCCAAGCACAGCCAUAGAGGCCUCUUCCUCUUCUCCAUCCACUGCACUUACAUACUCAGACCCUACUGUGGCCUCCACAGCCUCCUUAGGCCUGGGAUAUUCUCAGAGUGAAAUGGCCCAGCUCGGCUACCCGGAAGGGGUCAGCUCCAGCGCUAAUGGGACCCCCAACCAGCAGGGGGACAGGACACACGGUGGGCCCGGGGAGAGCCUAUGGGGGUUAGGAGAAGGAACCCCUAACAGCCAGGGAGGGACCACGCCUGGCUCUGUCUCCCACAGCGGUCUCACCCAAAGCGGGGAGAGGGAGAGGACAGGCACUUCUGGUGGCAGUACCCCUGGAAGUCAGGGGGGCCGGACUCCAGUGAACAGUGUAGAAAGCCUUGGAGCUGGCAUGGCUAUUGCCUCUAGCCACCGGCGGUGCUCAAUAGCUAGGCCCAUGCUGCCCAUCCAUGAAGGGACUGGAGGUAGUCGAGGCGGCGCGGCCAAUGUCCAUCCACUCAGCGAUGGUGGCUACGGCUGUAUAGGUGCCAUGCCUGGACAGAUGGAUGGGGGUAUGGGACGCGGGAGCAUUGGUCCCAUGGGCAUGGGUCCCGGGUCGUUAGGGGGGUACCGAGGUAGAGGAGCCCCACCGGGAGGCCCCUGGCCCAGGCCAGGGGGACAAGAUUACUACUCAGAUUACAAAUACUCACACAACUACUCCCCCUGAACAGACAAUCAUAAUUUAAGAGGGGGUAAUGGACACGCCACACUGGUAGAGCUGAAUGUACAUAUUUACUUGUCAUAAACACAUUGAAUUGAUACUGGACAAAAGGAUCGUGUUUUUUUACAAAUAAACUUGAUACAGGCAGUGCCGAGUGUCAUUACUGUCGUGUAUAAACGUAUGCUCUUUACAUGUGAGCCGUUUCAGACCCCUGUUCCAACCACUAUAUUUAUAAUUGCCAAGAACUGUAAUGGCCUUCCACACUUUUUGGUUUUGUUUUAUUUUUUGGUUUGUUUUCGGUUUUAGAACGGUUUGUGAACAAGGGUAAAAGGGCAGGCUAUUUUUUUAAAGAAAAAAACUUAAGUGAAAGGCACUCACUUUUCGCUGUUGGUUUUCUUUUUUACAUCCUUGGUUGUUCAAAGAAAAAUAUCUAUUAAAAUAAACUUGUUUCAAAUCAUA
Messenger RNA from Coregonus sp. 'balchen', 17027 nucleotides. The record is from the annotation of a GenBank genome assembly. Lineage: Eukaryota; Metazoa; Chordata; Actinopteri; Salmoniformes; Salmonidae.